AUGGGCAGAAGGAAUAUCACACAUGUGUCUGACUUCAUCCUCAUGGGACUGACAGACUCUGAAGAAAUCAGGCUGGUCCUCUUCACCCUCUUCCUCCUGAUAUACCUGAUCACUGUGCUGGGCAAUGUGGGGAUGAUCCUGAUAAUCCGCCUGGAUUCCCAGCUUCACACACCCAUGCACUUUUUCCUCAGUCACUUGUCAUUUCUUGACCUCAGUUACUCAAGUGUCAUCACCCCUAAAACCUUAGACAAUUUACUAACUUCCAAGAAGAAUAUUUCAUACCUGAACUGCUUCAGCCAAAUGUAUUUCUUUGUCUUCUUGGGCGCCACUGAGUGUUUCCUUCUGUCCUCCAUGGCCUAUGAUCGCUAUGUAGCCAUCUGCAACCCACUGCAUUACCCCGUCGUUAUGUCCACCAGACGCUGCUGUUCUCUUGUCUUUGGAUCCUAUUUGAUUGGCUUCAUGGACACCUCUGUCAAUGUUCUGUGCUUGAGUAGAUUGCAUUUCUGCAACUCAAAGAUAAUUUAUCACUUUUUCUGUGAUGGACCAGCAAUUUUAGCACUGUCCUGCACUGACACACAUGACAUUGAAAUCAUCAUAUUCAUUUCUGCUGGCUCCACCCUCGUGGUGUCUCUUAUCACGAUAUCUGUGUCCUAUGUGUCCAUCCUGUCCACUAUCCUGAAAAUUACUUCCACUUCAGGGAAACAGAAAGCCUUCUCUACCUGCGCCUCCCAUCUCCUGGGGGUCACCAUCUUCUAUGGCACUAUGAUUUUCACUUACUUAAAACCAAGUACGUCCUACUCCUUGGGAAAGGAUCAAGUGGCUUCUGUUUUUUAUACUAUUGUCAUUCCCAUGCUGAAUCCCCUCAUUUACAGUCUUAGAAACAAAGAAGUAAAAAAUGCACCUAAUAGGGUCAUGAAGAAGAGAAAGGACUCCAAAUAA
Messenger RNA from Cervus elaphus (red deer), 939 nucleotides. RefSeq names its product olfactory receptor 8H1-like. Gene Ontology annotation, molecular function: olfactory receptor activity; G protein-coupled receptor activity; odorant binding. The transcript has a single exon. NCBI's taxonomy places the organism in Eukaryota, Metazoa, Chordata, Mammalia, Artiodactyla, Cervidae. Gene Ontology annotation, biological process: G protein-coupled receptor signaling pathway; sensory perception of smell. The record is from RefSeq and is a predicted model, not a curated record. Bases 1 to 939 code for a protein of 312 amino acids. Gene Ontology annotation, cellular component: membrane.